This is a messenger RNA of Drosophila bipectinata, 2059 nucleotides long. RefSeq names its product Concentrative nucleoside transporter 2 (gene CNT2). Gene Ontology annotation, biological process: nucleoside transmembrane transport. Gene Ontology annotation, cellular component: plasma membrane. The record is from RefSeq and is a predicted model, not a curated record. Lineage: Eukaryota; Metazoa; Arthropoda; Insecta; Diptera; Drosophilidae. Gene Ontology annotation, molecular function: nucleoside:sodium symporter activity.
GCGACUUUCAACCGACUACGAUGGUGGCGGAGAGCAGUUAGCCAGCUUUUUUUAUUAACGCGCUAACCAGAUGCACUAAUCACUCAUUAGUAUUCGGCCUGAGAGCGACGACUUUGAAAACACGUUUUGAGGCACAACAAUUCGAUAGUACUCAUUAAAAAACGACACAAAAACAAAUAUUAAAAGAUGACAGAUACCACUUCUAAAGGUGCCCUUAACAACGGCUACGAAAUGGAUCAUAAGGAACUUAGCAUACCAGACAUUGAGGAGUUUAAGGAGCUCCCACCCAUCGACAGCAAUGAAAGUGUCACAAAAAAAACCUAUUGGGACUCGAAUCCAAAAGUUGUUCGCAUUGUAAAGAUCUUGCUAUAUGUUGCUCUGCAUCUUGUGGUUGUCGGCUACUUUUCCUAUGCCACUUACCAUUAUAAUGAUAUAACUAACUACGAAUGCACCUGGAGUGGGAGCACCAAUCCCCUCUGUGGCAUCAACUUUUGCAGUGGAUAUGGAAUGCUAGUCCUUCUCCUGGGAUUCAUCUACUUGGGUCUCUUUUACUAUUACAUAUUUAAGGACACUGUUGGAGUCUAUCUGUACAGACAUUUUUUGGGACCUUUAUCCAAGAAAUGGCACAGCUUUAGCAGAACCCGAAUUGUGUCACUUGCUUCCAUUGUCCUUCUUCUAGUCCUGUUGGGCAUUUUCCUCUUCUUUGAGACUAAAGAUGAGCCUCAGAAGCUGGUAUCAUUGGUAGCACCCUGCUUCUUCAUCCUGUGCGGAUACGUUUUCUCCACCAAGCGAGCGGCCAUUAAAUGGCGCGUGGUCAUCACCGGAAUCACUUCCCAGUUCCUGCUCGGCAUCAUCUGCAUCCGCUGGGAGGUGGGACGCAAAAUCUUCGAGUGCCUGGGCAACAAGGUGGCCACUUUUCUGGGCUACGGCACUGAUGGAGCCCUCUUCGUGUUUGGCAACUUUCUGGUGGAGAACGAUGUCUUCGCCUUCGCCAUCCUGCCAGUGAUUUUCUUCUUCAGCUUCUUUAUCUCCAUCCUGUACUACCUGGGUGCGAUGCAAUGGGUGGUGAUCAAAUUGGGCUGGAUCCUGCAGUCAAUUUUGGGCACCACCGUCUGCGAGAGCGUGACGGCGGCCGCCAACAUCUUCCUGGGCAUGUCCGAGAGUCCACUGCUCAUCCGUCCGUACAUCAACAAGCUGACCAAGAGUGAGAUCCACAGCAUCAUGGUGUCUGGCUUUGCCACGGUUUCCGGCACUGUUCUGGCUGCCUACCUCUCCUUCGGCGCCUCGGCCGCCCAUCUGAUCACCUCCUCGGUGAUGGCAGCUCCCGCCACCCUGGCAAUUUCCAAGCUCUACAUGCCGGAGACGGAGGAGAGCCAAACCACCUCAGACUCAAUAGAAUUGGAGAAAUCACAAGAUUCCUCAUUAUUGGACGCCGCAUCCAGUGGAGCAAGCAAUGCCGUGCCCAUCGUCCUGGGCAUCAUCGCCAACAUUGUGGCCUUUGUAGCCUUUGUUGCCUUCCUGAACGGCCUGGUCAGCUGGUUGGGGUAUUUGGUGGGCGUCGAUGACAUCGACUUUGAAUGGAUAUUCUCCAAGCUAUUUAUCCCACUCGUCUGGGCAAUGGGCGUGCCCAAGGAGGACUGCAACAUAAUUGCUAAGGUCGUGGCCACCAAGACCAUAAUCAACGAGUUCGUUGCCUAUGAACGUCUGGGACAGUACAUAGAAAGUGGCGAAAUUACAGCCCGCAGUGCUGGAAUCGCUACCUUUGCCAUUUGCGGCUUUGCCAAUCCCAGUUCCUUGGGUAUCCUGAUAGGAUCCUUGAGCGCCAUGGCGCCACAUCGUCGUUCCACGAUCACAGCCGUGGCCUUCCGAGCCUUUGUGGUCGGCAGUAUUGUCUGCUUUGUGUCUGCCAGUUUUGCAGGUAUUCUCCUGCAAGAAGACGAUGAAAGAACCAGCUACAAUGUGAUUAUGGAGAAAUUGGGACGAAGAAAUGUUACAAAGUUUUAGAUCCUAUUAAUUAAGUGAUCUUGUUAAGCAGACUAAUAAAUUUAUUAUUUAUUUA